GGAGGGGCCGGGCGGGGGGCUGGCGGCAGCGGCGGAUGGACUCGCGGGUAUCGGAGCUGUUCGGCGGCUGCUGCCGGCCCGGAGGAGGCCCGGCCGUGGGCGGAACCCUUAAGGCAAGGGGGGCCGGCGGCAGCAGCGGCUGCGGGGGCCCGAAGGGGAAAAAGAAGAACGGAAGGAACAGAGGAGGCAAAGCCAACAACCCUCCGUACCUGCCCCCCGAGGCUGAAGAUGGAAACAUCGAAUAUAAACUGAAGCUGGUGAAUCCAUCCCAGUACCGCUUUGAGCACCUGGUGACACAGAUGAAGUGGCGGCUCCAGGAGGGCCGCGGUGAGGCUGUCUACCAGAUUGGGGUAGAGGACAAUGGGCUGCUGGUGGGGCUGGCCGAGGAGGAGAUGCGGGCAUCCCUCAAGACCCUACACCGGAUGGCAGAGAAGGUCGGGGCAGACAUCACUGUUCUCCGGGAGCGAGAAGUGGAUUAUGACAGCGACAUGCCCCGGAAGAUUACCGAGGUGCUGGUACGAAAGGUCCCUGACAACCAACAGUUCCUAGACCUCCGUGUGGCCGUCCUGGGCAAUGUGGACUCAGGGAAGUCGACUCUGCUUGGAGUCCUGACCCAGGGAGAGCUGGACAAUGGGCGGGGCCGGGCUCGACUCAACCUUUUCCGCCACCUGCAUGAGAUUCAGUCUGGCCGAACCUCCAGCAUCAGCUUCGAGAUCCUGGGCUUUAACAGCAAGGGAGAGGUGGUGAAUUACAGUGACUCACGGACGGCAGAAGAGAUCUGUGAAAGCAGCUCCAAGAUGAUCACCUUCAUCGACCUGGCAGGCCACCACAAGUACCUACACACCACCAUCUUUGGCCUCACCUCAUACUGCCCUGACUGCGCCCUGCUCCUCGUCAGUGCUAACACUGGGAUUGCUGGCACCACAAGGGAACAUCUGGGGCUAGCCCUGGCCCUGAAAGUGCCCUUCUUCAUCGUGGUCAGCAAGGUGGACCUGUGUGCCAAGACCACAGUGGAGAGGACGGUACGACAGCUAGAGCGGGUCCUCAAGCAGCCUGGCUGCCACAAGGUCCCCAUGCUGGUCACCUCCGAGGAUGAUGCUGUCACGGCUGCCCAACAGUUUGCCCAGUCACCCAAUGUCACUCCUAUCUUCACACUGUCCAGCGUGUCUGGAGAGAGUCUGGACCUGCUCAAAGUCUUUCUGAAUAUCUUGCCACCACUUACCAACAGCAAGGAGCAGGAGGAACUCAUGCAGCAGCUGACAGAGUUUCAGGUGGAUGAAAUCUACACAGUACCAGAGGUGGGGACUGUUGUUGGAGGAACACUUUCCAGUGGGAUUUGCCGUGAGGGAGACCAGCUGGUAGUGGGCCCCACGGACGAUGGCUGCUUCCUGGAGCUGAGAGUAUGCAGCAUCCAACGCAACCGCUCUGCCUGUCGUGUGCUGCGAGCUGGUCAGGCUGCUACGUUGGCCCUCGGGGACUUUGACCGUGCACUUCUUCGCAAGGGCAUGGUGAUGGUGAGCCCCGAGAUGAAUCCCACCAUCUGCUCAGUGUUCGAGGCAGAGAUAGUUCUACUGUUCCAUGCCACCACGUUCCGGCGAGGCUUCCAGGUGACAGUACAUGUGGGCAACGUACGUCAGACAGCAGUGGUGGAAAAGAUCCAUGCCAAGGACAAGCUGCGGACAGGGGAGAAGGCAGUGGUACGUUUCCGCUUCCUGAAACACCCAGAGUACCUGAAGGUGGGCGCCAAGCUGCUGUUCCGGGAGGGUGUCACCAAGGGCAUCGGCCAUGUCACUGAUGUGCAAGCCAUUGCAGCAGGAGAGGCCCAGGCCAACAUGGGCUUCUGAACUCCUCCAGGCAGGCACAGCUCUACUGCCGUCCCCACAAUAUAUAAGGUGACUUUUGGCCAUGCUGCCCCCGCUGUUGGCGGCUCUGUGUGUUAAUAGGCUAGGGAGAGACCGGUGCUCUCUGCCCCUUGCUCCCUGCCACCUUUCUGGAGAGGUGCCAAGCUUGUUGUGGCCAGGGAGGGGCAGUCCUGAGGUUCUCAAGAAGACAGGAGAAUUCAGGGCAGUGCUCAGCAGCUUUGUGUCCACCUGGUUGGCUCAUCAACCCUGGGAACUCCACGGCCUGUCUACCGGAGGGAGCUGACCACCACCACCUUGGCCCCACUGUCUGGACUGGGCAUGAUCCGCCUGUGUGGUCCCUGCACUUCAGGAAUUGUCACAACAACUGGGGGUGGUCCUCGAAAGCACUCCUUUUUGUAUACCUCUUCUCAAGGCCAUGUAAGUUGCCCAUCUCUACUUGACUGUGGACAAAAGACAGCUGCUCCCGGGUCUGAAGCUGGCCUAGCUGGCCCAGCUGGCCCAGAGUCUGAAGAAAUGGCACAGGGGCAGUGCUCCCACCUUGUGCUGAGACAUGAGGUCUUGGCCCAGAGUCUGAAGAAAUGGCACAGGGGCAGUGCUCCCACCUUGUGCUGAGAGACAUGAGGUCUGUUCCUCAGCUUUGUCUCCCUUCCCUUCACUCAAGGGCCAUUCUCCAUUUUUCUGCUCAUAGGCCCCACAGGUGCUAUUUGUUGUGCUGGCCCAGGAGUGGGGCUGCCGAGCUGAGGCUUGGCAUACCGAAGGUCAGCUGCAUGUCAAUCAGUCUCGUCCCUUCCUCUGCAGUGAUUUGUUGGUUUUAAUGCUGGAUCAAACAGUGUUUUACUUUCCCAGACUAGUGACUGGGGACCUGACCCACAGCUCCCCAUCCUGCCAUCCUUUACCCCCUCCACCCUUGCUGCUCCCAUGUUAAAUCCUCCCUCUGUUGCAGGGAGCCUGGGGGAAAGGGAAAGAUGUUGCCAUAUUUCCUACACUUUAGGGCAUGGACUCCUUCCUUUCCCUUUGUUAAUGUCCUGGGUUCCCCGGACUCAGGGAUUUGUUGGUUCAGGUUUCUCUGCAUAUACAUAUAUAUAUAUAAAUAUAAAUAUAAAUAUAUACAUACAUAUAUAUAUUUAAAUACACACAUAUAUAUUGUACAGAAUAAAAAUGUUUUAUUGAAUACACUGUGCUUAUGCUUAAGAUACGGGCUCAGCUUCCAGAGCUAGAUUCCUCUUCAGGAUUAGAGACAAGUGAAACCCUAGCACCACUGAGCCCUGGAUGGAGAAAAGAGCCCAUCUGGUAUCAUUUACCAUUCUCCCUUUCCUGUCCCUCCCAUGCGAUCAGCGUUCCAGUAUUGUGACCUGGCUAUUCUGGCUUAUUUGCAUUGCUCUUGAGCAAGCAGAAUAGAAAGUGAAACCGCUGCCUUUUCAGCUGAGACAGGUAACCAGCCCGCACUUGAGGAGUUGGCCACUUGCUACGGUCACAGUGAUGAGGAGCCCACUUCUGUGCCAUGUCAGAGAUGUGGAGAUUAGCCUGUGAGCUACUUAAUGAAGAGUGGAAUUUAAGAGUCACGUUAAUCUGGCCCUCACGCUCUCCCUAGCAAUGCAGAAAAGCUCGAAGUGAGGUUUACAUAGCCUAAAUUGGCUUCUUGGAACCACCUGGCCACACCUUAGUCGUUUCUUCGUGUUUCUGUGUUCAGAGUACCUGAUGGUCAUGUUUUAUGGGACUGCGUUUUGAGCAGUGAUCCUUGCAAAAGAAAUUUAAUGAUAAAUGUGGCCCAAUGUCCAGCGAGGCAUUCUGUCUCCAGGGUAUUAAAGUAAAAGCUUCCUUAACUAUUCAAGCUUUGCUGCUUUUAAAAUUACCACCGGCUUGACUGGCUACUGUAAGUAGCCUGUGGUUGAAGAACUUCCUCCUGUGUCGGGGACUAAGAGUGGUUCGUUUCCGUCUGUACAGUUGCUGAUAAACGGCUAUGAGAAAAGCUUGUGUUCAGCAAAAAGGUACUAUAGCUUUCAACCAACACUGACCUUUGCAUGUCCGUCUGCUCGUACCUCCAUGGGCUUAUUGCCACUAUGCUGGGGCAGGGUUGGCAUUUCCAAGAAAAUAGGUGUGCUGCUUGUAUUGUUGUUACUGGUUACUCACUACUCCCGCCCAUCUUGGCCUCUUAUAAGUCCAGUGAAACUAAAGUUUCUACUCACAAUUUCUCUUUCCAAUCAAGCAAAGUGUUAAAAAUUUGUUUCACUUGAUCUGUACAGUACCCAAAGGAGAGUAUUGCUUCUUUAGGCUUUAAAAAACAAAAGAAAACAAACUUUUCACUGGAUUAAGAAAGGAAAUUUUAGAAAAUGAUCUCAGUAUUUAAUGAGAUAUCUUCAGGAACCACUGAGCUAUACCUUGCUACAUCAAUGGAAUGUUUAGGAGGAUAAAAAGAUGUGUAAGGCAGCCCCUCACCCCCAUCAGCUGUAUGUACAUUUUUACUGUUCCAGUUCUGGUAAUCAUCUAAAAUUGCUUACUUCAUAUGUUUCAUCCAAUGAAUAUCAAGUACCUAUUAUGUGCAAGAAUUCUUGCCUUCAGGAAACUAUAAAUCUAGCAGGGAAAGGGCCAUGGUACACAGCAUUCAACUACCUCAAAAGAGGAAGAUAGUUUUGAAGAGAGUUUCCUGCUAGACUCAGGGUUUUCAAAUGCUCCCCACUUUCUUCAAACUACAUACAGACCCCUAAUUUAUAAACAAGCUUUAAAAACAGUUGAUUUUUGUGUACAUAUGAGAGAUGGGAUGUGUACACCAUUCUUCCUACCCACUUCCCCCAACACACCACCUAAUUCAGCUCAUCUUCGGUUGGGUUCUCUGUGUGACUCAAGGUUUCCUAUAUCAAAAAAGCUGACUUCCCACAUAUAAGAACAGAGAUUAAGAAUACAGUACUGUAAGGGCACCUGGGUGGCUCAGUUGGCUGAGCGUCUGACUCUUGAUUUCGACUCAGGUCAUGAUACCAGGGUCGCGGGAUUGAGUCCUGCGACAGGCUCCGUGCUGAGCAUAAAGCCUGCUUAAGAUAUUCUCUCUCCCUCUAUCCCCCCACCUCUACCCUGCUCGCGCACUCUCUAAAACCAAGAAAAAGAAAAGAAAAUGGAACUAUCAGCAUGGACAAGUGCAGAAAGCUACGAUAAGCCCUAAGCUAAAUAUUCAAACAUCAAAAGGAAAGAGAUGAACAUGCCAGUGACCCUGAAAGCCAAGCACUACCUCACAUUUGUACUUUAGGGUUUAAGGAAAUGUCAUGGCCCUCUACAAACCUGGCUUGCCAUUGGCAUCUUCUAGAUCAGUAGUCCUCAAACACCCUGGAGAAUCUUUAGUAUACAGAUUCUGGGUCAGUAAGGGUGAAGGUGAGGCUGAGACAAUUUCUUAGAAGUUCCCUGAUAAUGCUGAUGCUCCUGCUCCUCAAAAUCACACUCAGACCAGCAAGAUAAUUUUUUUUUAAGAUUUUAGUUUUAAGUAAUCUCUACACCCAACACGGGCUCGAACUCACAACCCUGAGAUCAGGAGUCACCAGCUGAGCCACCUAGGUGCCCUAACUAGCAAGAUCCCAGAGAGGAUCUAGUUCUGAUCAUGACUUACCCGACCUAAACAGAGUUCCUGAACUAGUCCACGAACACUCUCAUUCUACGUUAGACCAAACACAAGAGAUAGAAGGACCAGUGGCUAAAAUUGUGGUCAUAAUAGGGUUUACUUGUAUGAAAUUCAGUAUUUAUUGAGUAGGUUCUGUGUAUAGAGCCCUGCCCUCAACUAGUUACCACUUUAGGGUUUCAGGCCUUUACCUCACGUUCUCAACCUCACAUUUGGUCAAAGCGUUAUCUAAACUGCCCCUGUCGCAGAGCUUGAGGAAAAAUCUUUUUAAAACGUUUUUUCUCCGUUACUUUUCUGUUCCAAUCUUUAAGCUACAGACUUUAAGUACCUUGUCUUUGAUUUCCAAUAAUCAGUAAGGUAUAUCAGUUUUACAGAUGAAAAAUAAAGUGCCUCUCGUGGGCUUCAAGGCCCACACAUUUUACCGACACUGCGUCCCUAAACUUUAAUGAUUAAAAACUCCGAGCAGUUGUAUCUCUGCAAGAUAAGUCAGUUUUUACAUCUCUGUCAGCAAUGGAAUUAGAAUCCAUGCCCGUGAAGAGAUGGGGGUCUUAACUCAGCAUCUAACUGGAUUAUUUUUCUUGUAUAAAAGUUACAGGUUUCCUUGAGAAGUAAACACGUUUCCAUCUCCUAGUUUACAGGUAAAAUAUUAAAACCCUGCAGCAAGCCUGAGGGCAGCACUAGUGUGUUAACGGCUUGAAAAAUGAUUCCAAUGUCUGCAUGCCCUCAGGCCUAGGGCGUUUAUUACUGGAGGCUGAAGGGCUCUUGGGAUUUCUUUUGCCCUGAGGAGAACUGGCAGGAACCACCUGUGAGUUUGAGGAGCGGGACUGCAUAAAGGAUUUCUGUAACUCCAAUGCAAAAUGAUAGUCCGUAUGUUCUGGCAUUUCCCAUACAGGCACCAGAGAGCCACACUUCUCACAGGGCACUUGGUCCUCAGCUGCCACAGGACUUGGGGUAGUAGUUGACUUCUGAGCCACCUCCGGAGCAGACUUGGAAGUUACAGAAGCAAGACUGCUGGGGCUAUUCUGGGCCAAAUCCAUCCCUGCAGGAGUUGUUUUAGAGGAUCCCACCUUCAAUACUGCUUGACAGAUGGGGGUGCAAUCUGGAUAUUCUGUUGGAAAAGAGUUUGUUAACUUUUUAGGGCUGGACUGGGGAUUUUGUGGAGGGAAGACGGCUGGAGGAUUAUUAAGCUGUUUCUGCUUUAGAAGUAGACUCUUCUGCUUAAAGAAGGGCUCGGUUCCUGUAGCAUGACUGGUUUGGAAAGGUAACGAGGGCUUGGAUGGUGAAUUGCUCGUGGGGGCCUGGGUAGUGGCAGUAAGAGAUGACACUGAAGCUUCUUUGACUUUCUGCUUUUCUGCGGCUUUUUGGAAGAAUGAUUCCAGAGAAGUGGCUGCUUUCUUAGUGGCUGUCCCUGCCAGGCCACAUUCCUGGGUCUUAGCUUCUGAACUGGUAGCUGGCACCUUUGGCAGAGAACUUGGGUCACUGCUCAAGAAGGUGGUGAUGUCUGUGCAAGAUGAAGGGGCAGAGGCAGAGAAUUUGGUAGCACAGAGGAAAAGCAUUGUGAGGGGAGGAGACCUGUAUAGAAAGUAAAGGAACAAGAUUAGCACCAGGUCACAGAUUCAGUUUGUAAGUGACUGGGAUUAUGGUUCUAGGAUUUAUGGUUCUUAAAUAUUAGGGUAUCAGAUUAAUACUGAUUCAGUAGACCUGGGAUAGGCACUCUUCACAAGUUCCUGGGUGAUGUGGAUAUUGCUGGCCUACGACCACAUCUUGAGAACUGCUGAUUUGGUGAACAUCCAACCAGGUCAGACAUAGAAACUGGAUCCUCUGACUGCUAGGUAUUCAUAAGGUAUGUCAUAACAUAUGUAAAAACAGCUAUAAUCCUGGGUUGAGGCAAGAAAUUUUAUUCAGGGCAAUAAAAAAGCUUUAGAGUAUUCAGACUGGAAAGUCUCUUGAAAAAAUCCUCUUAGCCAUUCCAUUCUGUUUUUAAAGAGGACACCAUCUAACCCUAAUUUUGACAGACUUUCAACUCAAAUUUCUAGAGCAUGAAAUCCCACAACUGGGAUUACCUAUCUUAGUCUCAGAAACAUUUCAAGAAAUUCCUGUCACAAAGUUACUCAUUUUGUUUACUCAAAUACAUUUUCACAUGAGUUGAAUUUCAGAAGAUAAAAUGUGCUUUUAUAAACAGAUUAAUCCCUCGACGAGGUAAGGAGUAAGUGCUGUUUUAAAAUUAUUAUAACAGUAUAUCACUAUCCUCUGGUUUCAUGCUCUGGACAGUCUUACAAUCGGAUCAUUUUGAUGCUUCCCUGUCAAUAGGUUUCACACUCCUGGUAAGUGUUAGAGUCUGUUAAUUUAUAAGGUUUCAUAUGAACAUAGUAUCAUAAUUUAUCAUUUGGUUCAGUGAAACUGUUCAAAAUUUGAAAAUAAACAUAUAUAUAAGGAAGUAUAAGUUAAAUCAUUCCAAAUAAAGAACAAAGGACUCCAGCUUUAGAGACCCCACCGUAUUGUAGGUCUGCACAAACAACAGUAGUAUCCACAUGUUUAGAUAAGCAAUAACUUAGGUGUUCAAUGAAACCUUUUUUUUUCUUUUCUUUCCUUUAUUAUUUUUUACAAUCUCUAGUAUAGAUCUAUAAGUAAACAACCAAUUUAUGUUUCCCACAAAAUUAUAUUUCCGUUGUGAAUUAGGAAUACUUUUCUCAAUGUAAUAGGCUAUGUUAAAUAAAUAAAUAGAGGAUCCCAAUACUGAAAAUCGUUAAUAUCUGAACAAUAAAUGAACACGUUCCAAUCA
Molecule: messenger RNA, 8245 nt
Organism: Felis catus (domestic cat)
Lineage: Eukaryota; Metazoa; Chordata; Mammalia; Carnivora; Felidae
Gene: GTPBP2
Product: GTP binding protein 2
Exons: 12
Coding region: 36-1844 (602 amino acids)
Biological process (GO): translational elongation
Molecular function (GO): GTPase activity; GTP binding; translation elongation factor activity
Source: RefSeq, a predicted model, not a curated record